This is a messenger RNA of Maniola jurtina (meadow brown), 1631 nucleotides long. RefSeq names its product malate dehydrogenase, mitochondrial-like. Gene Ontology annotation, cellular component: mitochondrion; cytoplasm. Lineage: Eukaryota; Metazoa; Arthropoda; Insecta; Lepidoptera; Nymphalidae. The coding region runs from base 124 to 1515 and encodes 463 amino acids. Gene Ontology annotation, biological process: tricarboxylic acid cycle. The transcript is spliced from 8 exons. Gene Ontology annotation, molecular function: L-malate dehydrogenase (NAD+) activity. The record is from RefSeq and is a predicted model, not a curated record.
CAUGUGUUAGCACUUGCCACUUCAUUUGCCAAAUGGACCCCAAAAUCUUUUGAUAUUAAAAUCAUAACAUGUAAAUUAUUUAAAAAAAUGAAAUAAAACGAAAUUAAUAAAAAAAAAACCAAAAUGUUUUCUAAAUUAUUUACGUCGAGAUUGUUUAUAAAUCAUAUAAAAUUAGUAGACACGAGAACGCUUUUGAGUUGUCCAAGGGUUUACAAUAGACUUACGAAUUGUGGUUACAGCACUUGCCCUGAUGGUAUGAAAGUGACUAUUUGUGGAGCUGCUGGGUGCACAGGUCAACCUCUAGCGCUGCUGUUGAAGCAAUGCCCGUUACUAGACGAGAUAGCUCUGUAUGACAUUUGCGCCACCUGCGGCCAAGGCAUGGAACUAAGCCACGUUGACACCAAGUGUAAAGUGACUUCGUUUUCCGGCCGGCACAUGCUUUGCGAUGCUCUUAAGGGUGCAAGAGUGGUCAUAAUAGUCGCAAGGAACAGUUGCGAUACCUUCGAGAACAACGCUCCCAUCAUAACUGAAAUUACUCUACAGAUUUGCAACACCUGUCCUUCGGCCUUUACGAUAGUAGCAACUGAGCCCGUAGACAGUAUGGUCCCAAUAGUAAGCGAGAUACAGCGUCUGCGGGCUGUGUACAACCCUCGUAAGCUCCUAGGCUGUGUGGAGCUGAACUGUGUCCGUGCGAACACCGUCCUGGCGGACUUCCUGCAUGUGCCGCCGGAGUCUGUCCGCGUGCCAGUUAUUGGCGGCGCCACGCCUCAGACCAUGGUGCCCGUGCUCUCUGCCGCUGUACAUCCCUGCAAGCUAUCGCAAGAACAGACAGAGUGCGUUACAUCGUGCAUAAUGAGUGGCACGGAAGCAGUAUGCGAGGCCAAGGGUAGUGAGACCGCGACGCCCUGCCUGGCCGGCGCCUACGCCGUGGCGCGUACCGCCGUCAACGUGGUCAAGGGACUGCAGGGGAAGAAGGACGUGGUACAGUGCGCGUAUGUGGACAGCCUUGGCACUUGCGCUCCUAACUGUCAGUUCUUUGCGAGCGAGGUAGUUCUAGGCCCCGCUGGUAUAGAAAAAAACUUGGGCAUUCCAGAACUAUCAAAGUUUGAGUCUUGUCUUCUGUGCAACUGCUUGCCUUAUGUACGGAAUGAAAUUGCUCGCGCGAUAUAUCUGGUGUACACAAUGUGCCAGCAGUGCUGCUGCGCGACGUGCCUAGCGCACCCGGGCACGUGCUCCACGCCGCCCGUCGUGCCGUGCGCGCCGCCCGUCAACUGGACGUGCGACUACCCCGAACCUUGCCGCGAUGAGUACCUCGCCUCGAUAUGCCGUGAAAUGACCUGCACGUGCGGUUCCACGGAGCUGUGCUGGCGGCCGCGAGACCGAGAGUUCGACGCCGCGCGGGCUCUGAACUUGAAACAUCAAAUGCCGCUAAAGGGACCCGCCUGCAACGUGUGCAAUGUGCCCAAAAGCGUCCGAAUCGACAAGAUUUAUAGGGAUCGGGUGAAGAAAUCUUGAAACUAUACCUAGCUGAUUUAAUUUGAAGUUGUCCUAUGUCAACCACUAUUUUUGCAUGAGCUUCGGACGAGGUCGAGAUGGCAAUCGGGGUAUGAGGCGGGGGGCGCCAGCACACC